Molecule: messenger RNA, 1666 nt
Organism: Parastagonospora nodorum SN15
Lineage: Eukaryota; Fungi; Ascomycota; Dothideomycetes; Pleosporales; Phaeosphaeriaceae
Exons: 2
Coding region: 1-1584 (527 amino acids)
Biological process (GO): intracellular iron ion homeostasis
Source: RefSeq, a predicted model, not a curated record
AUGAGCCCUCACGCAGAUGUCACCUCGAGCGUAUCGCAUAGCCCUGCGCCGGUAGGGCAGGAUGCCUUCAGUGGUUUCCUUACGGAGAACAUAGAAGAGAGUCACUUUGCGGCAUUUGAGAACCGAUCCCACCUUCGCUAUACACCGGAGGAAGAGCUCCAUGAUAUGAUUUGUGUUGGAUUUGGCCCCGCAUCUCUGGCAAUAGGUAUAGCUCUACACGAUGCACUGGACGGAACAGAUCCCUCACUCGAGGAGAUCCCAGGUCUGCAGGGAAGACCACCAAAGGUCGCUUUCUUGGAGAAGCAGUCGCAUUUUGCAUGGCAUGCAGGUAUGCUUCUGCCUGGUGCGAAGAUGCAGAUUACCUUCAUGAAGGACAUGGCGACCAUGCGUAACCCGCGAAGUGAGUUCACCUUCAUCAACUAUUUGCACCAAAAGGGUCGAUUAGUCGAAUUUGCCAACUUGAACACCUUCCUUCCUGCGCGGGUUGAGUAUGAGGACUACAUGGGCUGGUGCGCAAGUUGGUUCGAAGAGGUAGUUUCGUACGACCAGGAGGUCAUCAAAGUGACACCAGAGAAGUCUGCAAAUGGCGAGAUCAGCUACUUUACCGUUGUCUCUCGCAACAACCAAACUGGGAGGACUGAGAGCAGGCGAACGAAGCACGUAGUCAUCGCAGCAGGAGGCCAGCCAAACCUCCCAGCACCAUUCCCCUCGAACCAUCCCAAGAUCAUCCACUCAAGCAAGUUCCAGUAUACGUCGAAACAGCUGUUCCCCGACCACGAUGCGCCCUACAAAAUCGCUGUCGUCGGCAACGGUCAAUCCGCAGCUGAAAUCUUCGACUACCUGCACUCCAACUACCCCAACUCGCGGACCCGUCUCUUGAUCAAAGGCGGUGCCCUACGUCCCAGCGACGACUCUCCAUUCGUCAACGAAAUCUUCAACCCCUCCCGCAUCGCCACGACAUUCGCGCAGCCCCCAACCCUCCGCGCCGCGACCCUUACCCUCGACAAAGGUACAAACUACGGUGUCGUGCGCCUUCCGCUCCUCGAACACAUCUACGAAACACUUUACCUGCAGCGCAUCUCGCACGGCAACACGUCUGCCGCCGAAGCAAACUGGCCCCACGCCAUCCUGCCUUACCGCUGCGUCACCAGCAUCGCCGACACACCCGCCGGCGGCGUCAGACUGGAGAUCCUCGACCGCAGCCCGCUGUACCUCAGUGAGACAGCCGGCGCGACGGAAAAGACGGAGAUGAUGGACUUCGACGCGGUGUUCGUGGCCACUGGGUAUCAGCGGGAUCUACACGAGACGCUGCUCAAGGACGCCCGACACCUGAUGCCCGGCGGCGAUUUGAAGGACGCGCGGUGGAGCGUGAGUAGGGAGUAUAAGGUGCUGUUUGAGGAUCGGAAGGUUAGUGAUGACGCGGGCGUUUGGCUGCAGGGGUGUAAUGAGCGGACGCAUGGGCUGAGCGAUACGUUAUUGAGUGUGCUGGCAACGAGAGGGGGCGAGGUUGUCAGGUCGGUUUUUGAGAAGCCGGGGAAGUGGAGUGGGGGUGAUAUGCUUGGGGGGUAUGAGGCGAGGCAAUAGGUGAUGAGGCUUUGCUACGGCUGCGUCUUAGUUGCGGUUUCUUUAUGUCUUGUUGUUAAUAAUGUUCAUGUUGAUGCUGCAC